This is a messenger RNA of Xenopus tropicalis (tropical clawed frog), 4007 nucleotides long. It is a transcript of the gene nedd1, whose product is annotated as NEDD1 gamma-tubulin ring complex targeting factor. Gene Ontology annotation, cellular component: cytoplasm; centrosome. NCBI's taxonomy places the organism in Eukaryota, Metazoa, Chordata, Amphibia, Anura, Pipidae. The record is from RefSeq and is a predicted model, not a curated record. The transcript has 15 exons. Bases 159 to 2123 code for a protein of 654 amino acids.
UGUGGUUUGCAUAUCGCCUCCUCCUUCAAAAACAGGGCACGAAUGAUCUUAAUGGCCUGGUAUCUCAUGUGGGCUCCGUUUGGCGGGAGGUUCGAAUAGUUUGAACAUAAUGUGUUACCUGUGUGUCACUGUCACUAAGCAGCCAAUGCGGCACCACCAUGCAGGAUAACAUCAGACUUGCAUCAGCUGGAGAUGAUCUUAAAAUAUGGGACUACUCAUCCAUGACUAUGGUGGAGCAAUUCAAUCCACACAAUACAUCACACCCAGUAUCAUCCUUGUGUUGGAGCAGUAACAAUCAUUUUCUGGUCACUGCUUCUGGCAGUGGUGAUAAAAUUGUUGUUUCAAGCUGUAAAUCUAAACCUGUUCCACUGUUAGAGCUUGCAGAAGGGAAAAAACAGACCUGCGUUAAUUUAAAUUCUAGUUCGCAAUAUGUAGUCAGCGGAGGUCUGGAUAAUACUGUGAACAUCUGGGAUUUAAAAUCUAAAAGACUUCAUCGAUCCUUAAAGGAUCACAAGGAUGAAGUUACGUGUGUUACAUUUAAUGCGAAUGACUGCUAUGUUGCCUCGGGCUCUAUGAGUGGAGAAAUCAUAUUGCAUAAUGUAACUACUAAUUUAUCCAGCACACCUUUUGGUCAUGGAAGCAGCCAGCCAAUACGACAUUUGAAAUACUCCUAUGUUAAGAAGUCCCUUCUAGGAACAGUGUCUGAUAGUGGCAGUGUAACCCUUUGGGAUGCAAAUAGCCAAAAUCCAUAUCAUGUGUUUGAAAGUGCUCACAAGGCCCCAGCCUCUGGAAUAUGUUUUUCUCCAGUGAAUGACUUGUUGCUUGUGACCAUCGGACUUGAUAAAAGAAUUAUUUGUUAUGAUGUAUCCAGCAAGAUUCUCCUGCAAACUGUAGUGGCAGAAUCUCCCCUAACAGCAGUAGAUUUCAUGCCAGAUGGUGCAACAUUGGCAGUUGGCUCCUCUCGUGGGAAGAUUUACCUUUAUGAUUUAAGAAUGUUAAGUUCGCCUGUGAAAACAGUUAGUGCUCACAAAACAUCAGUACAGUGUAUACAGUUUCAACACAGCAAUAUUUACAAGUUGAGCAAAGGUCCCUCAAGUAAAUCAUCCAUUACGUCCACUUCUGUUAACAAGAAGCCUUCAACAAAGACAGCUGCUGGAGGAACGAAUAGUACAAACAUAACCAAAGAUUUUCCAUCUGCUAUAUCGUCAUUACCUCAGCCAGUCAUGCCUGUAGAUAGUAAAGGGCCUGGAGUAAAUGAUGAUAAACCAGGUUUUCCAAGAAGUACCAGUCUUGAUAUAAUCCCCUCAAAAGAAACAGACUUUGCCAAAACAUCUGAUUUAAAAUCUAUAGAAUCAUUUGGAAGAAGCAGUUUAGGGGAUAUAUUUUCUCCUGUGAGGGAUGAUGCUUCACAUUUCAGGGGAACUGAAGAUUUAGCCUCCAAAGGAAAUGAUCUCGAUUACUUGGCUCACUUUAAUACAAUACCAGCUUCAAGGAGAAACCCAGUGGGUGCCAAUACGCAAGGAAUACAUGGGUCUCCGCUACACCUAAUUAUUGGGAGCCCUAUAAAGGAAGAAGAUGAAUCACAAGAUUCAGAAUUAAAAACAAGGAAUUUACAGCAUCAACAACAAGAUUUUAGAGAAAGUUCCUCAAAACCAGCAAGUAUCGACCAAAACAACCUAAAUAAUUUGCCUGUAAAUUCUGUAACUCGGACACCAGAAGCAGUUGAAAAAGCAGGGCACCAAAUCCUCUCCCAGUUAAAAUCUGAUGUUCCUGCACAUGGCACAAAGGUAGCAAGUCCCAAGGUAGUUGCAACGAUGACUACUCAACUUGCCAGCUCUUUGUCUGAAAAGAUAGCGGACACCCUUGCAGGUGACAAAACUGGAGCACCAUUAACAGCUAUACAGAUUAAUUUCAUCAAAAAUAUGAUUGAGGAAACACUGGAUGACUUCAGAGAAGCAUGUCAUAGAGACAUAGUGAAUUUACAAGUGGAGAUGAUAAAGCAAUUUCACAUACAGUCGAGCGAAAUACAGAUGUUGUUGGAAAGAUACUCCUUGAAUGAAAGCUUAGUUGCAGAAAUAGAAAAGCUGCGGGAGGAGAAUAAAAGAUUACGGGCCAAUUUUUGAAGUAGAUCUACUCUGAAGACUGUUAAUAAGCACUUUGUUUUAUGCUUAAAAUGGGAAAAUAAUAUCUCUGCACACUCCUCUGUGCUCAAGGAGCAGCUUUUCUUGCCGUGGAUGUGUAUCACUAAAUGUAUUAGUGUCAAGAUUUUCUGCAUUGUGAAGCAAUAAUGAACUACUAUGUGAAUGGAACUUUCUUAGGAUUACUAAGUGUCAGCACCAUGUAAAGUCAUUCACAAGUAUCAUCAAAGUAUUCAUUGGGAACAUCAGGGUUUACAUACUGAAUUAAGAAAAGGAUUUUUAUACAUUAUCAUUGGACAUAUUUCAUGCAUAAGCAAUACUUUUCAGGUAUUUACUGAAACCAUAUCUGAAUCUGGCAUUGAACUGAAUAAUCUACAAUAAAUAUUGGCCAAAUAUAAAACCGUAUCUAAAUCUUUUGCUGCUUCAGUGAACUGUUUUGUGCAGUGAAGAAGCAUGAAUACAAUGAUUUGGGUUGAGUUCAGAAAAAUUAGUAAGUUUGUUAAAUGUUCUGUAGCUGGGCUUUGUCCCUUUACGUUUAAAGGAGAAGGAGAGUUUAAAUCAGUGGGGGUUGCCAAAUGUUAGGUACCCCCCAGUGAUUAUAAUAGCUUACCUGAGAUCCCAAGCCGAUGCUCCUGUUAGCAGAAACCUGCACCUGCCAGGCGUUAUUGCAAUCUUCCUUCUUUUCUCCAGGGUACAUGCAUGUGUACUAGAGUAAAAGAACAAGCUUUUCUUUUCUAAGUUUGGCUUUUACUCGACUUCACAGGCACCGGAACAAAAGAAGACAGAAGAAUCCGAAGAUAAUGGUGGCGAGGAUCUUCUGCAAAGAUACCCUGGGCCAGUACCUUUCAGCACCCUCCCGUGAUUGAAACUUUAGUUCUCCUUUAAGAUUUGCAGAAUAUUGAAAGUGAUAUUACCUGUAAAGCAGAAUGCUUAUUUAUUAAAAGUACGGUUCGGUUCACCCGAACUUUUUUGAAACAUUAAUUUAUCCAAGUGCCUAUUUUUAUUGGCUAUCAUCUGCAUUUAUAAAACUUUUAUAAACGGGGCUGUUGCUAAUGUUUUGGUGGUAAAAGUUUUCAAAAACAUUUAAGAAAUUUAUAAAGAAUUUGGAACUUUAAAAAAAAACCUUCAUCUUUUACUAUGAAUUCUUUCAAAAAGUGUCAUUUUCAAAAAAAAAAAAAGAAAUAUGAAUUUUUCAAAAAGUACAAGUAUAAUUUUUAUCUGUAUUUUGUAUUUAUUUAGGUUAGAAAAUGAGUUAUUUUUCAACACUGUAUAGAUUCCAAAACAUUUUUCCAUUUGUUCAGAUAAUGCCCUGAGUCUGUAUUAACUGUAUUUGUACAAUAUAAUGUAUAUCCUUUGCUGGAUGUAGGCUUUGGAUUUCAGUUAACUAAAAAUUGUCGUUACAUUUCUUUUCCUUGUUUCACUGGGUGUUUUUAAUUAACUUAAAAUGUUUUUGUUCAAAUCUGAUAUGGCAAAUCAUUUUAUUGAAAUGGUAAAAAAAGAAAUGCCAUUUUAAUCUUCAGCAGCACUACAUCAAUAUUUAGUUAUAAGAGAUGAAGAAAUGGUACUCUGGCUAAGUCUGAUUGAUGUCUGGUCAAGCAUGAUAAGAAAAAUUUAAAAGGUGUACCAAGAGAAUCACAGUGCCUUUAUACUGAUGAUAUUAAGUCAUUGAAUUAUUUAAUGACCUUGAAUUUUAAUAAAAUGCCUUUAUAUUCAAUCACAGCGCUUUUGUAGUUCCAGCUAUGCACAUUAUGUUCACAUACUAACAGUGCUGGUCAAGUAUAUUGAUACUUUAUGUGGAGCAGGGAUUUUAAUGCCAGUAUAGGAACUUGUAAAGCAAUAUAAAAUUACUGUAAAAGAAUAUUACCAACA